AUGUAUAAAGUGUAGCUAUAUUGUAUUUGUAUAUUGUAUAAUAGGAAUACAGAAGGAUUAAAAUGUAUAUGUAUAUUGACGCUAUGUAUUGUAUAAUAGGAAUACAUCUAAUAUAAAAGAAGUAUAAUUAGUGGGUGUUGUAGACGGAUCAAUUUUAUCAUGUUUAAUUCAAGGGAAAUAAUUUACGCAGGGUUUCAUUUGACAAUAUUACGAGUUCUACAGGGUCUCAUUUUAUAGUAUUACGUAUUCUGCAGGGUUGCAUUGAUAAAGUACAUAUAUUAUCUAAAUAUAUCUUAAACUUAUGUUUCGGAAUAAAAAAACAUGAAGGAUGGGAUGUAUUGUACAUAUGUGAAUGAGUAAGUAUAAUAAAAAAACAUGAAGGAUGGGAUGUAUUGUACAUAUAUGAAUCAGUAAGUAUAAUAAAAUUAAGUUGUGGAGAAUAUAAUCUCCCCUGACACCGGGCAUUUAAAGAGCAGAGGUAUAGGUUGGGGGAAAUCCUUGGUCCGUAACGUUUGUCGGAAACCCGGGGGAAUGGGACGGAUAUCGAUCCUUCUCCGGGUCUCCGCAGAACCAGGGAGAAAUGGAUCGAUAUAGAACUAGUAGCGUUAGCUCCAGUCUAGUAGGUUUAGUGCUGAGGGAAUGGUUGGAGAAGAGAAGGUUUAAACUAUGGAAGGAACAACAACACUGCCUAUUGUAGAAGAUGAGCAGAACCUGUAUGACUGGGGUAUAGAGAACAGGCUGGAUCAAUACUAUAACGAUGAUCAGAGCACAGGAGAUUCCUACCCGGAGCCAGAGUAUCCAACUCAAACCAAUCCUACCCAACCCAUCCAGCUCAAGGAGUAUAAUAAAGAGUAUCCAGGGACGUAUAGAGAGUAUAGAGCUCCUCCUCCGGCCCACCAGGAGAGAACCCUAGCCCCGACUCUGUACAGGGAUAGGGUUAAGGAGGAACCAGGACUUGAUAUGUCAGGAUGGAACCAGGCUCAGUUUAGAGCAUAUCGUCAAUCUGGUCUCCCUAGGCAACAACCGGCUUUCAGUAUUGAUGCUAACGAAGCUCUUAAGGUUGAGCGGAAAAGAGCUCGGAACCGUGUAGCAGCCAGUAAGUGUAGGAUGAGGAAGAUGGAGAAGAUUGCAACCUUGGAUCAGCAGGCUAAUGUGCUGAGGCAGGAGAACGAGGAGCUGGCCAACCUAACCUUGAAGCUCAAGGAGCAGGUUUACAAGCUGCAGCAGGAGCUCCAAUGGCAUAUUAACAAUGGUUGCGAGUUGGGAGGGAGAGCAAGCACCGUCCUGUCGGAGAGUGAGACGGAGCUGGGUCCCAAACUCAGCCCGGAGUUGGCUAGUCCUGACUCUACAACCCUACCCGGGGUAAUGAGUCCUAUCCAGGAUAAGGAUGAGGUGAUUUUAUCCUGAACCUGAACCCAGUGCUGCAAACUUCCAGUCAGCACAAUAAAAUUUUUAAAUAUUUAUAAUAAUCAGCUAAUUUUUAUAACUGAUCGAUUUUUCUAUGAAGGAUGAAAAAUAUUUUUAAUACAACUAUUUACAAAUGAUAGAACCGUGAAUAUCUUUCACAAAAUGAUAUGCAAACCAAUUAAAUGUACAAACUGUGAAUAUACUUUUCUAUGAACUAGUCCAGUGUGCCUGCUGUAAAAUAUAUUUAUAUACAUUUAUAAAAUAGUUU
This is a messenger RNA of Eurytemora carolleeae, 1675 nucleotides long. Its product is annotated as cyclic AMP-responsive element-binding protein 5. Gene Ontology annotation, cellular component: transcription regulator complex. Gene Ontology annotation, biological process: regulation of cell cycle; regulation of transcription by RNA polymerase II; regulation of cell population proliferation. The transcript is spliced from 4 exons. Lineage: Eukaryota; Metazoa; Arthropoda; Copepoda; Calanoida; Temoridae. Gene Ontology annotation, molecular function: DNA-binding transcription factor activity, RNA polymerase II-specific; transcription factor binding; RNA polymerase II cis-regulatory region sequence-specific DNA binding. The record is from RefSeq and is a predicted model, not a curated record. The coding region runs from base 667 to 1407 and encodes 246 amino acids.